AACUAAGAAGAAAAAAGAAUUAGUAAAGAGAACUAGAAUGAACAUGAAAGAAGAAAAAAGAACUUAUCUAAUAGCAAGACCACCGGUUCCAUUUCUAGCGGCAUUUCGUUUUCCAAACCUACAAGAAAAAAGAAUUA
Molecule: messenger RNA, 137 nt
Organism: Racocetra persica
Lineage: Eukaryota; Fungi; Glomeromycota; Glomeromycetes; Diversisporales; Gigasporaceae
Source: the annotation of a GenBank genome assembly